AUGGUAGAGCACCAAGAAGAUAUCGCCGAUGAGGCGACUACAACGGUCGUUCAUGAGAGGGUUGAGGAACAUUACGUGUCUGCUAGCGACACCUUGAAAGGCGCGCAAAGGGCUACAGAAGAGGAACACUGGAUGAGCCUGCGGGACGGUAUCCGCAAAUACCCCAAAGCAGUGUUUUGGUCUAUACUAUUUUCAUCGGCUCUCAUAAUGGAGGGAUUCGACCACGCGUUUUCUCCAUGGUGGCUUGUCCGCAAGGGACGUAUUGCUGAAACUGGUGUCGUGCUGAAACGACUGCGGUCUAAAGAUGACACUGAAGACCAGAUUGCAGAUACUGUCGCCAUGAUGGAACACACUAUCAAGAUUGAAAACGAGAUGAAGGCUUCCAGUACCUACUGGGACUUGUUUAAGGGCGUCGAUUUGCGUCGAUCGGAGAUUGCAGUUUUCGCGUGGCUGAUUCAACAGCUUUGUGCCCCUCUUAUUUCUUAUAUUGUAUAUUUCCUAGAGCAAGCAGGCCUUCCAUCAACUGCUUCAUUUGACUUUGGCAUGGGAGAAUAUGCACUGGCUAUCGUCGGUGUAUUUAUCGCAUGGUACCUGGUGCCAAUGGUUGGUCGGCGCACCUUGCUCCUCUACGGCACAGCAUUCAUGACUGUGACCACAUUUGUCAUCGGUUUAAUGGGGAUUCCAAGCAUAACAACACAUCCAAACAUCGGAUAUGGAAUUGGUACUAUCCUGCUGAUCGAGUACUUUGUCUUCUUCAUCACAAUCGGUCCGAUUAUCUACACUAUUGUCACCGAACUACCUUCGAACUACCUUCGAAACAAGACUGUUGGGCUCGCCCGAGCAGUCUAUAACGUAGCUGUUCUGGUGUAUGGUCAACUGGUUCCUCGGAUGAUGCACACAGUUGCGUGGAACUGGGGAGCGAAGUCUGGGUUCUUCUACGGCGGUUUCAUGGGGCUUGGUCUUAUCUGGGCGUAUUUCCGACUCCCCGAGACUAAGAACCGAACUUUUGCUGAGAUGGAUAUUUUGUUCAAGAAUAAGGUGAAAGCGCGCGACUUCAAAAGUAGUAAGGUGAAUAUCGCCACGGAGACUAUUUCCCAGCAGUGA
Molecule: messenger RNA, 1104 nt
Organism: Penicillium maclennaniae
Lineage: Eukaryota; Fungi; Ascomycota; Eurotiomycetes; Eurotiales; Aspergillaceae
Product: putative MFS alpha-glucoside transporter
Exons: 2
Coding region: 1-1104 (367 amino acids)
Biological process (GO): carbohydrate transport; transmembrane transport
Cellular component (GO): membrane
Molecular function (GO): carbohydrate:proton symporter activity
Source: RefSeq, a predicted model, not a curated record